UUUUUCUGUUGGACUUUGUUGGUCAAGACAACACAUUUACUCUAUUAAACUUAGAAAAUAGCCACUAUUGUUUUUAAACCUAACUUCAAGGGAAACUGUGCCCGUUGUCACGGAGUUGCAUAAAUUUGAUUGGGAGUGCAUGUGUACUGGAUCAGGCCACAGUGGAGUGAUUUUGUAACCGGUGAAAAAGUAUUUGCUGGUAGCUUUGUAAGGUAGAAAACAGGCGCCAAUAUGGGGAAAGGAGGUCGGAAGCAGCUGGGUAGCUUUUCCUGUCAGGAAGUGGCCAAACAUGACAAGCGAGAUGACCGAUGGAUCAUCAUCAAUAAUGAAGUCUAUAACAUCACAGAUUGGUCCAGGCGCCACCCCGGGGGCUCCAAGGUCAUCGGGCAUUAUGCGGGACAAGACGCCACCGACGCUUUUCGGGCUUUCCACAAUGAUUUAGAUCAAGUACAGAAGUAUUUGCUACCUCUCCACAUCGGAAGUGUUCAAAAGGGGGAGGUGAACAAAAACUACUCCCUGGAGAAAGAUUUCAGAGAGCUACGACAAACCGCUGAAAAAAUGGUAAUUUAA
Molecule: messenger RNA, 570 nt
Organism: Saccostrea cuccullata (small rock oyster)
Lineage: Eukaryota; Metazoa; Mollusca; Bivalvia; Ostreida; Ostreidae
Product: acyl-CoA 6-desaturase-like
Exons: 3
Coding region: 232-570 (112 amino acids)
Biological process (GO): lipid metabolic process
Cellular component (GO): membrane
Molecular function (GO): oxidoreductase activity, acting on paired donors, with oxidation of a pair of donors resulting in the reduction of molecular oxygen to two molecules of water
Source: RefSeq, a predicted model, not a curated record